AUACGAUGAGGCCAAUUUUUUGUGGAAACUUCGAGUUUGAUGCCCGCCAAUCUGAACUGGAAAGACUUUUCAGAAAAUAUGGGAAGGUCGAUAGGCUGGACAUGAAGUCUGGAUUACCCUGGCAUAUCCACACAUUUCCUGGUCGAUGGACGGGAUCUUCUGUGCAUUACCUGGCUGUGAUGAACUUCCUUUUCUUCAUCCCUUGAAGAUCCACUAUGAUUCUAAGUGGCAUCACAUUUCCACAUUUUCUUCAGACACUAUUGCACUUCAUUCCCUCAUGUAGUUUGCUCAGCCUUGAUUUCAGACAUAAUACCAAGGGUAUGCUUUUGUGUAUAUGGAAGAUGAGAGGGAUGCAGAGGAUGCCAUUAGGGGUCUGGACCAAAUUGAUUUUGGUAGGCAGGGUCGUCGUCUUCGUGUCGAGUGGACUAAACAAGAACGCUCAAACAGCCAGAGACCUGAGAGUGCCAGGAAACCACUAUCAAACGCAAGACCGUCAAAGACCUUGUUUGUAAUUAAUUUUGAUCCGUAUCAUACUAGAACAAGGGAUUUGGAGAGGCACUUUGACAGGUAUGGCAAGAUACAGAAUGUGAGGAUUAGAAGAAAUUUUGCAUUCAUCCAGUUUGAAGUGCAAGAGGAUGCCACCAAGGCAUUGGAAGCUACCAAUUUGAGCAAGUUGAUGGAUCGAGUUAUAUCGGUGGAGUAUGCAAACAAAGACGAUGAUGAAAGAAGAAAUGGUGGGAGUCCUCAUUCUGAUAGAAGAAGUCGGGACAGGUCACCAGCAAGAAGGAGAGAAUAUGGUGGUGGUGGUGGUGGACGUCGAUCACCAAGUCCUGCAUACAGAAGAAGAGAGGAGAGAGCCAGUCCUGAUUAUGGCCGUGGCCGAAGUCCUAGCCCAUAUAAAGGUCGUGGUGGAAGGAGGGCGAGUCCUGAUUAUGGUCAUGAUCGUCGUCGAAGUAGCCCUGAUCAUGGUCAUGGUUAUAGUAAGGAAAGGAACGACAAUAAUGAUUACCAUAACCGGAGUCCUCCUCCUCCAAGAAGAAGAAGCCCUAGUCCUAAAGAUAUGGAAGAAGAGGAAGGUGCUGUGAUAGCAGGAGAGAUGAGUCGCAGCAUAAGCCCGAAAAGGCAGACCAGCAGCGGUGAUGAAGGUCAUCAUAAUAAUCAUACAAGUCCUAGCCCAGAAGAAGACUCUAGGGUUGAAAUGAAGACAAUCAGCCCUCCCACCAAUUAUGGAGCAGAUAGUCCAGAUGGAGGAGUUGCAUAUAGCAGGAGCCAGUGACCAGUAAAAGGAGUGAGUUUUACUCGGACGAUGAUGAGGUAAACUUAUUAUUGGUAUUGAAUUUUCUCGAGAGACGAACUGUUGUAAGGUUGAAAAUUGCUUAAGAUGAUAGUUUUUUAUUUUUAGGAGGAAUCUUUGCUAGUAUUGAAAGGGGAACACCAAAUAUAUAUAUCAUCCCUUUAUGCAAGGAAGGAGUAUGCUAUUUUAAUCAUGACUAUAUAAUAUGUUGUUAUUUGAUGAAAAGAACUAGAUAUUGGUGGACUUUUCUUUUGUUAACUUCUUGUAUCUUGAGUCUCUUUUAUUA
Molecule: messenger RNA, 1580 nt
Organism: Impatiens glandulifera
Lineage: Eukaryota; Viridiplantae; Streptophyta; Magnoliopsida; Ericales; Balsaminaceae
Product: serine/arginine-rich splicing factor RS31
Exons: 6
Coding region: 335-1276 (313 amino acids)
Biological process (GO): mRNA splicing, via spliceosome
Cellular component (GO): nuclear speck
Molecular function (GO): RNA binding
Source: RefSeq, a predicted model, not a curated record